UUUGCCGUCAAUGAGGAUGGGCGGAGUCUCAUAUUGCAGUCGUUACGUACACUGUAAACAGGAAGUAAUCCGUUAGAUCUUCUGACAGGACAGUGAGGAAUCAUCAUGGGUAAAAGCUGUAAAGUAGUCGUGUGUGGCCAGGCUGCAGUUGGAAAAACAGCUGUAUUGGAACAAUUACUAUAUAACAAUCAUGUUGCAGGCUCAGAGCCCAUGGAAACCCUGGAGGACAUCUACAUCGGCUCCAUAGAAACCGACCGUGGCACACGAGAGCAGGUGCGCUUCUAUGACACCCGCGGACUCCGGGACGGGAUGGAGUUUCCCCGGCAUUACUACUCUUUUGCUGAUGGCUUUGUACUUGUCUACAGUAUUGAUAGCAAAGAGUCCUUCAAGCGAAUGGAGGCCCUUAAGAAAGAUAUUGAUCGUCACAGAGACAAGAAAGAGGUGACCAUUGUUGUCCUGGGUAACAAGCUGGACAAGAAGGACGAGAGGAGAAUCGACUCAAACUAUGCCCAGAACUGGGCCAAGAAUGAGAAGGUGCGUCUGUGGGAGGUGUCGGUGGUGGACCGUCACAUACUCAUUGAGCCCUUCGUCUACCUGGCCAGCAAAAUGACCCAACCACAGAGCAAGUCAACUUUCCCACUCAGUCGCAACAAGAAUAAGGGCAGUGGUUCUACAGACAGCUAAGACGUUGGACUCAGGGAGGUCUGUUAAAGCAGAUGUUGUUGGACUGAUGUAGGAAGAGUUUUCAGCUUUUGAGAAUGUGAAGAGGAGAUGGUAAGAGAAAUAGGAUGGUUGUAUGGAUAUUUAUAUUCAGUGAGUGCUGUUAGUGUGAAUAACAUAUAUUCUUUAUGUUCUGCUGAAAUGCAACUUUAAUUAUACUUAUAUCAGCCAAUAAAUGGAAAAGCACAUCAUGUUAUUAUUUCAGUUUUUCUGAGUAAAAUCAUGCUCAAAUGAAUUCAUUUAUAACGUAAACAGUCAUGUUGGACUGUAAACUGUGUGCUUUGGAUGUAAACGUAGUUUUACUUACAAUCAGCAUUUUGAUCCUGUUUUCUCCUCAGAGAUUUCACAAUUAUAAGAUAUCAUGUGCUCACGGUGCCCACAGUAAAAAUACAGAACAGGUGGACUUUGCACAUUUGUACACUGUCUUGUAUUUUUCGUUCAUGUACACUAAAUGAGCACACAGACUGAUUUAGAGAAGUUACCCAGUGACUGCAUCACACAAAUGCUGGAUUUAACAUAUUGUUAAAAGAAAAAAAAUGCAGAAUUAUAAAUGAUGUACUCAUAACUGUCCCGUUGUUUUAUGUAGAGAUUUGUUACACUACCUGUGUUUGGUGCUGAGAUUAUUAAAUGAUGUGAUGAUUGACAUUCCUUACCACGUAAAGCCUUUUGCACAGGAUGUUCAUUUUUGUAGAUAUUGUUGCAAGCUCAGGUGUUACUCUUACUGGUUGUUCCUCAUGAACAAGAUGAUGAAACAUGCACAGCACAUGAUAACCCACUGAAUCAGUUUUCACUGCUGUAGCUAUAGGUCGUACACAUCAGCCAGUCACUGAACCGUUAGUUUGAGCUGCAUCGUGUUGUUAAUUUUAGCAACUUCUGAUGUUUAUUUUAUUGAAAAGAGGAAUAUGCAUUGAUGUUGUGCCACAUCUUUUGACACUAUGAUCAUACAUGCUACUUUUUCUUGUGAUUUUAUUAAGUUUUUAUGUGUAGGCAAUGUUUAAAUGUGCCCAAUUUACAUUUGUUGGCAUGUUUUGUAAACAAAUUAAAACCUUCACUGUGCCUGACCAAAA
This is a messenger RNA of Melanotaenia boesemani (Boeseman's rainbowfish), 1787 nucleotides long. It is a transcript of the gene nkiras2, whose product is annotated as NFKB inhibitor interacting Ras-like 2. Bases 106 to 684 code for a protein of 192 amino acids. The transcript is spliced from 4 exons. Lineage: Eukaryota; Metazoa; Chordata; Actinopteri; Atheriniformes; Melanotaeniidae. Gene Ontology annotation, biological process: canonical NF-kappaB signal transduction. The record is from RefSeq and is a predicted model, not a curated record. Gene Ontology annotation, molecular function: GTPase activity; GTP binding.